AUGGUACCGUAUUGUCACUGUAAAUGGCAAGUCUAAUUUUUUUAUAGGGUGCUUUCUGCUUUAGGUUUUAGGAGGAAACACGAUAUAAAACCAAAUUCUAUUUCUUCUAUCACAGAAUCCCUAGCAGUGAAACAGAUUACUCUGAUGCAGUGAAUUAGUAAUUCUUUAUCUCCUAAGAAAAGUUUGAAUUGCCAUUACAUGUGUACUGAUGAUUAACCUAUUCUAGCAACCAGAGUCACUUACAAGAAUUCUGUGCUGAUGAUCUACACCCUUAAAUUUCAUGGGUUUGCUCCUCCACCCCCCACCUUUCAUUUACUGAAAAAAAUUGUGCAAAGUAACUUCAUACAAAAGUCAUGGAACUUACAAGAUAGAUGCCUAGCUUCACUAUUCAGUCACUGUUGUGUGUGUUGGUUCUCUUCCAUUUCCUUUGUUUGGAUGUUGCCUGUUUAGACUGCAAGCUCCUCAAGUCAGUUGUAUUAUUGUUAUAUUUGUCUGUAAACCACCUAGCAGUCUGUUGGCACUACAAACCCCCUAGUAAAUUCAGAUCCAGUGUAGCUCCUGCUGAAUGUGGCCUCAUUCCUAUAAUUUGUGUAAUGAAGUUUUCAUCUAGAUAUAACGAGGCUGGCUCAUACUGUAAAGCAGAUGAUUUACUGACACUUGUGGGCUGCUUAGGGUAUGUCUGCACUGCAAUUAAAAACCCAUGGCUGGCCCAUGUCAGCUGACUCGGGUUUGUGGGGCUCAGGCGAAAGGGCUGUUUAAUUGUGGUUAUAUCACCUUUGGGGUUUAGAGAUCAUGGCCCCUUUAAAUCUUUGUUCUGAGGAGGAGGAAGUGCUGUUUUGGCAGGAGGGAGCAAUGAGAGAGGGAAAGCGACAGGAGGGGUGUGUGUGUGUGUGUGUGGCUCCAAGGGCUACAGCAAUUAGGCUCCACAGAAUGAAGCAGCUGAGACCCCGCCCGAAGCCUGGAAGGCACAGAGUGGCUGAUCGGGGACACCACAGGACAGGAGCCAGGAGGAGCACUGUGCCAGGGAGGAAUCGCCCAAGAAGGACAAACUGGAGCUGGACCCAGUGUUGCUGCCCAGAGCUGUAUGGGGCCGUGAGCUGUGUUCCCUCUAAGGGCCCAUCUAGGGCUGCCCAGCAGGUGUGCACACAGGAAAACAUCCUGAAGACUCCAGUGUAGCAUGAUGUCUGGGAAGAAUGUCAAGGGAGAGAAAAAAACCCCAUCUCCCAUGGUGAAUAACAAAGCACAGAAAGCAGAACUCACCUUGUGCAGUCAAUAUGAGGAGAAGGUUCGUCCCUGUAUUGAUCUCAUUGACUCCCUGAGAGCCCUCGGAGUAGAAAAGGAUCUGGGUUUGCCAGCAAUUGCAGUGAUUGGAGACCAGAGUUCUGGAAAAAGCUCGGUUCUAGAAGCCCUGUCUGGAGUCGCUCUUCCUAGAGGCAGUGGUAUUGUUACCAGAUGUCCUUUAGAGCUCAAACUGAAGAAAGUGCAUUACACGCAGGAAUGGAAAGGAAAAAUUACUUACUUGGAGAUAAAGCAAGAACUGAAUGGUCCUUCAGAAGUGGAAAAAGAAAUAAGGAAAGCCCAGGAUGCAAUGGCUGGUGAAGGAGUGGGCAUUAGCCAAGAAUUAAUUUCCCUAGAAAUUAGCUCCCCAAAUGUUCCAGAUCUAACACUGAUUGAUCUGCCAGGGAUUGCUAGGGUGGCUGUGGGGAAUCAGCCAAAAGACAUUGGAAAUCAGAUCAUAAAUCUAAUUAAAAAGUAUAUUUGUAAGCAACAAACUAUAAAUCUGGUAGUGGUACCAAGUAAUGUGGAUAUUGCAACUACAGAGGCCCUAAGAAUGGCUAAAGAGGUGGACCCUAAGGGGGAAAGAACUCUAGGGAUUCUCACAAAACCUGAUUUGGUCGACAGGGGAACUGAGAGCAAUGUAGUCGACAUCGUCCGAAAUCUCAGCAUCCCCCUGAGGAAAGGCUACAUGAUUGUUAAAUGUCGUGGGCAGCAAGACAUCCAUGACAAUUUGACACUGGCCUCUGCAAUUCAGAAAGAGAGAGAAUUCUUUGAGGAGCAUGAAUAUUUUAGUAUUCUUUUGGAAGAAAGAAAAGCUACUAUCCCACUUUUGGCAGAGAAACUUACGCAGGAACUGAUAGAGCACAUUAAUAAAUCACUUCCAACUUUAGAAAAUCAGAUAAAGGACAAACUCCGGGUGGCAAACAACAAGCUACAAAAAUAUGGCCAAGGUGUGCCAGAAUCAGUACAAGAGCAGAUGCUCUUCCUAGUAGAUAAACUCAAACUCUUUAACCAGGACAUCAUGAAUUCAGUGCAAGGAGAAGAAAUUGUAACUGAUAAAACAAAACAAAGACUAUUCACAAAAGUUCGCAAGUACUUUAAUGAAUGGGAAGCCCAUGUUAAUAACAGUACACUGAAAGUAAAAGAAAUUAUGCAAGAAGAAGUGUGGGGCUUUGAAAAUCACUAUCGUGGAAGAGAGCUCCCAGGGUUUGUCAAUUACAAGACAUUUGAGGCCAUUGUGAAACAACAAAUUGUGCUGCUGAAAUCACCAGCUAUCAUGAUACUGAAGACAGUGACUGAGCUUGUACGAGAAACUUUUACUGAAAUUGCCAUGCAACACUUUGAGAACUUUUUCUGUCUUUUCAGAGAAGCUAAGACUAGAAUUGAAGACCUAAAACAAAAACAAGAGGAGGAAGCUGAAACUGUAAUUGCCAAUCAGUUCAAAAUGGAACGCAUCGUUUACUGUCAGGACAGUCUUUACAGUGAGGAUUUACAGGAAAUUAGAAAAACUACCGGAGUCGUCUCUUUUGGUGUUGCUGUUACUCAUGUUAAGUCUAUUGCAUCUCAAAAACAGUAUUCCAUUGAUGAAAUGGCUUAUCACUUGAAUGCCUAUUUCAAGGGUGCAGGCAAUCGUCUCUCCACUCAAAUUCCUUUGAUUAUUCAGUCCUACAUCCUCCAGGACUACACUGAAAAGUUACAGAAUGCAAUGUUGCAACUUUUGCAAGAUAAAGAUCGGUUCAGCAUUCUUCUUCUUGAGAAGAAAGAUGCUGCCACUGAAAGGAAAAAUUUGAAAGAAAGAAUUAAACGUCUGACACAAGCUCGACAACGCUUAGCAAAGUUCCCAGGUUAAAGCAGAUGUGCUAAGCAACAACACUUCUCUUUAUUUCUCUUAUGUGUGAGUUAGUUAACCGAGACCUAAAUAUUCAGUGGGAAGUGUUGGGUACUCAGGACUUUAGAAAAUCAGGCCAUUUAUUACAUGUCUAAAUAUGGAUUUUGGUGCCUAACUUUAGGCUCCUGUUUUUGAAAAUCCUGUUUUGUGACCCAUUCACCUCCUAACUGGGAAUAGCCUGCAUAGGGUAGAGGGGUAGCCUUCAGAUUUCAGUGUGUGGAGUUCCUUGUGGAUUCUCCUGUCUUCAGGGGAGAGUUCCCUUGUAACACUGGCCACCCUGGAUCCCUGACCCAUUUCUUACAACUGGGGCAAGGAAAUAAAGUCUCAGUUUCCUGCCAGAACUCCUCUGUCUGUGCCAGACCCGUAUUACGUUCCCACCCCACAAUAUCUGAGACACUCAUGCAGAGGCACCUUCCAGCUGCACUGCUGCCCAGCUCCCAUGAUCCCCUGAUAUCCUGUCUCCUCACAUGUCUGCUGCCUCUAGUCUAGAACCCCUCUUCAAAGGGAUUUUUCCAGUAAUGGAGAGGGACAGCAGCCUAAUUGACUGCAGUAGGUAGUUUUGCUUAGCCCUGUAUGUUUCUGAAGGGAGGGAGAGGAUUCCGCAGAGCUGACCUACUCCAUUAGCAGCCGUCUCCAAAUACAUAGAACCGGGAGCACAUGGAACUCCUGUUGUGGGCCUUCAUACAAAACUCUCUGUCAUGAGGAGAAGGGGUUUCCUUACCAUGCUGGGAGAGAGGCCCUUCUCCCACCUUUCUAUAAGGGAGGGGAGUUUAGGUUUGUGGUUAGUGCUUUUGCCUCCUUGUGAUGCUUCCAGCUAGUGCUUUUGCCAAGGUUUUUAAGCAUAUGCUGCUUUAAUGCUUUGAUAAUGAUGUGAUAUGUUAUUUAAAGCAUAUGCCUAUAUAUUGCAUAGUGUCCUCUGGAAUUUGAGCUGAGUGACAUAUGUGAGUGUAGGUUGGUACUGUGUGUGUAUUUUUGCUCUGGGGACUCAGUGGAGACUCCCAUUCAAUGAAGAAUUAUUCUGAGUUGGUAAAUAAAUAGUUGAAAGUAG
Molecule: messenger RNA, 4214 nt
Organism: Mauremys mutica (yellowpond turtle)
Lineage: Eukaryota; Metazoa; Chordata; Testudines; Geoemydidae
Product: interferon-induced GTP-binding protein Mx1-like
Exons: 14
Coding region: 1178-3127 (649 amino acids)
Biological process (GO): defense response to virus
Cellular component (GO): cytoplasm; nucleus; microtubule
Molecular function (GO): microtubule binding; GTPase activity; GTP binding
Source: RefSeq, a predicted model, not a curated record